Entelurus aequoreus (snake pipefish) is the source of this 2507-nucleotide messenger RNA. RefSeq lists its product as uncharacterized. Bases 29 to 1864 code for a protein of 611 amino acids. The transcript has 2 exons. The record is from RefSeq and is a predicted model, not a curated record. NCBI's taxonomy places the organism in Eukaryota, Metazoa, Chordata, Actinopteri, Syngnathiformes, Syngnathidae.
AGAAAAUCCAACUGCCUUCAGAAGAUGGAUGCUCACAGGCCCAGAAAUGGCAAGAUUGAUAAAGGAAUUUGAAGAGGAAUAUCUCCAAGAUGACAAAGAGAGCUUCCAGCACCAUGAGCAGGGUCUUGGCACACAGAAGACAUUCCAGAGACAGGUCAACAGUCUGUCAGAUACCAUAAGGCGUAUGGGAAACCCUUUCCUGGAUGUCUUCGAGGAACUUGUGACUCUUGAUAGUCGCAACUGCGCAGAUAAAUUAGUCGCAAAUACCAUGCUCAUCCUGGAGGACACAGGGAAGAGACAAUAUCAGGAGUUUGUCAAGAAGGUGCUUGAUGAACGCACACAAUCUAUCCAUGAUCCGAUUAAAAGGAAUUCCUUGGCAGUCUUCAGGCAACCUAGACGCAAGACAAUGUCUAAAGAUGGGAAAAAGAUUAAAGUGCUUCAGAACAACGUGGCACUCUUUGGCCAGCUAUAUGUAGCUAUGCAGAGCCGUGAGAGUAAUUUGGAUGAAUUCUUUACACAUGAGGUGCAGUCCUUCCCUCCAUCUCUCUCAGACUUUGGAAAACUUCAUCUGACAGGCACCAAAUCAGACCUGCUACAAUGUCUUGAGCAGCCAGCACAAUCAGAGCCACCCUCAACCUAUGACUUCAAAGUCCUAGAUGGGGCAGUAAUUGUCCACUGCCUGCCCACUAUUAGAGUGAGCACGUUUGAUGCUUAUGCAAAUGAGGUUUUCAUCCCCUACCUGCAGAAGCAGCUGCAGGAUGCAAAACGAUUGGAUGUUGUAUGGGACACGUACAUCCCUGACAGCUUGAAGGAGUCCACCCGAGAAAAAAGAGGACGUGGUGUUCGCAGGAAAGUGUCAGGCCCGACAAAGUUGCCAGGCAACUGGAUGGACUUUCUUCGCGACCCAAUCAACAAGAAGGAGUUGUUUGAUUUCUUGACAUCCAAGAUCCAAGAGUUCAGCUGGCCACCAACCAAAGCUGUGUAUGUCACAUCGGGGCAAGCGGUGUCAGGACAAGCUUUUGGUUCCACUAGCAUGAUGGACUGUUGCAACCAUGAGGAGGCAGACACAAGGAUAGUGGUCCAUCUACAAUGCGCAUUGAAGGAGGGAGCAAAGACAGUUCUUGUGCGAACUGUGGACACUGAUGUCAUCGUGAUCCUUGCUGGUUUAUUUUAUGAUUUGGUGGUGCUUCAACCAUUGACUGACAUCUGGGUGGCUUUUGGCAUGGGAAAAAGGUUCAGAUAUUACCACAUAAACCACAUCUGCAAAAGCCUGGGGGAACCCAAAUCACAAGGUCUGCUUAUGUUCCACGCAUAUUCAGGUUGUGACACAACAUCUGCAUUUAACGGAAAAGGCAAGAAGUCAGCUUGGAGGGCCUGGCAAGCCUAUGAUGCUGCUACAGAAACAUUUAUGUAUCUGGCAAAGCAUCCAUUCCAGGAACUAAAAGUUGACUCUGAGCAUUUCCAGACACUUGAGAGGCUGACUGUGAUCCUGUACAACAGAUCCAGUCCUUUGAACUCCAUCAGUCAAACAAGGAAGGAACUCUUCUGUCAAGACAGUCGGCCGAUGGAGAGAUUACCUCCCACGCAGGAUGCCCUACUCCAGCAUGUAAAACAGGCUGUGUUUCAGGCAGGAAUCUGGGCAACCAGCACAGACACACAGCAAGUGAUUCCUUCUCCAAAGGACUUUGGAUGGACCAAGGACGAAACAGGGUCAUGGGUUCCAGUUUGGAUAACCAUUCCCGAGGUCUCCAUUGCCUGCAGAGAGCUGAUAAAAUGCUCAUGUAAAGGUGACUGUUCCAGCUGUAAAUGCAGCAAUGCUAAUAUUGACUGUUCUCCACUUUGCAAAUGCAACUGCUGCAAAUAGACACCAGAUUACUUCAUAGUGUAGUAAGAAGAGUCAUCCAGGCCAUUGGUCCUCAGCCCCCAUGCUGAUCAUGUGCACCAGCUGACUUGCCCCUUUAAUUUAUUUUUGGCCUCAAUCAGAGUUCUAACAUUAUAAUUGCAUUAAAGGUUUUAUGGAUAAUACUUCAUGUGCUGGGUCUUGAAUCAUCAUCUGAAAAUGAUACUUUUUGCUAUUUCCGUCCAUAAUGAGGCCUUAUUUGAAAGCCAAAUGGUUCAUAAUGGAAUCAAAUAUUGGCAUUCUGGCUGUUCUGGGAUGUGAAGACACUACCUGUAGACACCCUGUGCAAGUAUGAUGUAAAAACUAGCAGCAGGAGGACACAUGACAAGAAUUAGUCCUUUUUUAGUAUAGGCGUUUUUUGCAGUUAUUGAUCAAAAUAACUUAUGUGCACUAUAAAGGUAUUUUCAAUAUUUAAGUUUGAGUACCCUUCUAAAAUCCUUCAGUAGGUCAUAAAGAAGGCCCAUAAAAAAUUUGGCGCUUUUAUCCGCUCCGUAACGGUAAUGUCACUAAGCCACCAGACUAAUAGUAUCGCGGUACUAAUGAAUCAAAAACGGUACAAUACUUUGUUUGAAAAGUCGUCACGUCGUGACAUUGCUAGUUUACGAGC